AUGACCGUAAAUUACCAGCUUGAUGUGGCAUCGGGAAGCCCAGCGCUGUUUCUUAAGCUAUUAACAAGAUGGCGCGGGUCCGUAUGGAAAUCAGUGAUUGGAGAAUUGAUUAUUUGGCUAGCCAUGUUCUACGCCUUAUAUUUCAGCUAUCGCUACGCAUUCAGUGAAAAUCUUCAAAGAAUAUUUGAAGACCUUUCGGUUCAUUUCGACGAUCGUCUCAAAUAUAUUCCUUUAACAUUCAUGCUUGGAUUCUUCGUCACUACAGUUUUCGAACGAUGGCGAAGUGCACUCAAUGUUAUGCCGUUUAUAGAAAGCGUCGCACUCUCCGUCGCCGUUCUGAUAUCCGGCAUCGACGAUGAAGCCCGAAAAAUUCGGCGAACAAUCAUUCGCUACGUCGUUUUGCACCAAGUUCUCAUAUUUCGAGAUAUCUCGAUGAUGGUUAGACGACGAUUUCCAACUCUUCAAUACGUAGUUGACGCUGGUUUCAUGGAACCGGAAGAGCUUGACAUUUUCGACUCAGUUAAUAUUAAACCUGGCCAAAAAUAUUUUGUUCCAAUCAACUGGGCAAAUUCGCUAGCGCUAGAAGCUCAUCAGAACAAAUUCAUUGAACAACCAGUCGCGUUCAACAACGUUAUUUUUGCCAUCAAAGAAUUUCGCGUAGCUAUGGAAACUCUGACGAAAUUCGAUCAAAUUCCGAUACCCAUCGGAUAUCCUCAAGUUGUUUUCUUAGCCACAAGAGCUUACUUUCUUAUAUGCAUUGUCAGUCGACAAUUUUUGAUACAAGGGGGUUCCGAAACACAGAUGGACUGGCCGAUUCCGAUUAUGACCAUAUUCGAAUUUGUAUUCAUUAUGGGUUGGAUGAAGGUUGCGGAAGUUCUUCUCAAUCCCUUAGGGGAAGAUGACGACGAUUUCGAAGUGAAUUGGAUAAUUGAUAAAAACAUUGCGACGGGGAUGGCGAUAGUUGAUGAUACCCACGCGUUUCAUCCAAAUAUGAAAGUUGACAAAUUUGCCGACCCCAAUUAUCUUCCACAAUAUGCGCCAGAAAGUCAAUUACCGAGAACAUUAACUGGAUCUGCAGCAAAAGUCGAACUGGCACCAUCGAAUGAAGCUGUCAAAAUGGUGCGGGUAACGCCUGAGGAUGCGAUUCCUACGACAGAGCGCGCCGGGACACAACCUAGCAGAAAAGCCUACUCACUACGAAAAAGGUCCAAAUCAAUCGAUAUAGAAAGCCCUCCAAAAUUGACAUUAUCGACACCAUCUAAUUCACCAAAAGUACCUGACAGACCUACAUUGGCUACACUGAGCGAAGAACGACGAAAUUCGAAUGGUUCUAUCGCUUCAACUGACUCGAAAAACACAAUUUAA
Messenger RNA from Caenorhabditis bovis, 1365 nucleotides. NCBI's taxonomy places the organism in Eukaryota, Metazoa, Nematoda, Chromadorea, Rhabditida, Rhabditidae. The record is from the annotation of a GenBank genome assembly.